GUGCUCGCCGGCGCGGGGGCGUUUCCAGCAGGAGGGCUGCGGAGCGCUAUGGAGCACGUGACAGAGGGCUCCUGGGGGUCCCUGCCCGUGCCGCUGCACCCGCGGGUGCUGGGUGCGCUGCGGGAGCUGGGCUUUCCGUCCAUGACGCCGGUGCAGUCUGCAACAAUCCCUCUGUUCAUGAGAAAUAAAGACGUUGCUGCAGAAGCGGUCACAGGUAGUGGCAAAACGCUGGCCUUUAUCAUCCCCAUUCUGGAAAUUCUUCUGAGAAGGGAAGAGAAGUUAAAAAAGAGUCAGGUGGGAGCCAUAAUCAUCACCCCAACUCGAGAGCUGGCCAUUCAAAUCGAUGAGGUCCUGUCGCAUUUCACGAAGUACUUCCCACAGUUCAGCCAGAUUCUUUGGAUUGGAGGCAGGAACCCUGGAGAAGAUGUCGAGAGGUUCAGGCGACAAGGGGGAAAUAUCAUAGUGGCGACUCCAGGCCGCCUGGAGGACAUGUUCCGGAGGAAGAGUGAGGGCUUGGACCUAGUCAGCUGUGUGAAGUCCCUGGAUGUCCUAGUGCUGGAUGAGGCAGACAGACUUCUGGAUAUGGGAUUUGAAGCAAGCAUAAACACCAUUCUGGAGUUUUUGCCAAAGCAGAGGAGGACGGGCCUUUUCUCUGCCACACAGACACAGGAAGUGGAGAACUUGGUGAGAGCAGGCCUCCGGAACCCUGUCCGCAUCUCAGUGAAGGAGAAGGGUAUGGCAGCCAGCAGCACCCAGAAGACCCCCUCCCGCCUGGAGAACUACUACAUGGUGUGUAAGGCAGAUGAGAAAUUUAAUCAGUUGGUGCAUUUUCUUCGAAAUCAUAAACAGGAGAAACAUCUGGUCUUCUUCAGCACCUGCGCCUGUGUGGAAUACUAUGGAAAGGCUCUGGAGGCCCUUGUGAAGAACGUGAAGAUAAUGUGCAUUCAUGGAAAGAUGAAACACAAGCGCAACAAGAUCUUCAUGGAGUUCCGCAAGUUGCGGGGUGGGAUUUUGGUGUGCACUGAUGUGAUGGCGCGGGGGAUUGACAUUCCUGAAGUGAACUGGGUUUUGCAGUAUGACCCUCCCAGCAACGCCAGUGCCUUUGUCCAUCGCUGUGGCCGCACAGCCCGCAUUGGCCAUGGUGGCAGCGCCCUGGUGUUUCUCCUGCCCAUGGAAGAGUCGUACGUCAAUUUCCUGGCAAUUAACCAAAAAUGCCCCCUGCAGGAGAUGAAACUUCAGAAGAACACAGUGGACCUGCUGCCCAAGCUCAGGGCCCUGGCCCUGGCCGACAGAGCGGUGUUUGAAAAGGGCAUGAAAGCCUUUGUGUCCUGUGUCCAGGCCUACGCAAAGCAUGAGUGCAGCCUCAUCUUCAGAUUGAAGGAUCUUGAUUUUGCUAGUCUUGCUCGAGGUUUCGCCCUGCUGAGGAUGCCCAAGAUGCCAGAACUGAGAGGAAAGCAAUUUCCAGAUUUUGUGCCUGUGGACAUUAAUACAGACACGAUUCCAUUUAAAGAUAAAGCUAGAGAAAAGCAAAGGCAGAAACUAUUGGAGGAACAAAGAAAAGAGAAAAUGGAACAUGAAGGGAGAAGAAAAUUCAUGAAAAAUAAAGCUUGGUCGAAGCAGAAGGCCAAAAAGGAAAGGAAGAAAAAGAUGAAUGAAAAAAGGAAAAGGGAAGAGGGUUCUGAUAUUGAAGACGAGGAUAUGGAGGAACUUAUUAAUGACACAAGGCUCUUGAAAAAGUUUAAGAAAGGCAAAAUUACUGAAGAACAACUUGAGAAGGGGUUGUUGACAAGUGGCAAAAGAAGAGCCACAACAGCAGAUUUGGAGAUGUCAGAUUUGGACGAUGACUGCUGAUUCCAAUGCCUUAGGUGAAGCACAGGAGCAGGAAUGACAAGUUCGAAGGCCAUGUCACCUGCCUGGCCAAUGGGGGCAUGUUCUGGUUCCUACUAUGAUGGAUUCCAGUCCUUGGUAUGCUCCAUAAUGACCAAUCAACCUGUGACCAAAUGGGAAGAUACUUGCCCCGCCAGAUCAGGCUGCGACUCUGUAAUGUACACACUAAAGCGCUUCUUGGCUGCCACAGCUGCUUCAAGUACUCUCAGGACCACUCUGGAGUAGGCGUGAGUCAAUAUUCUCUGUGGAUAGAGAAGGUUUCAUGAAGCGGCACGCUCCCUGGUGACUGCCCACACCAUCUGCACUGUGAUGUGUGCACUAUGUCCUGGCGCUCCAAGCUCCUCUGUAGGCUUUCCUCACAAGUCAACCGUCAUCAGAAGAGACCUUGAGAGUACAUUGAGUUCCUGCUAGAGCAAUGUAGUGUGGGUUUCCCUAGUGGAGCCCCCACACAGGGUCUGAGAGCCCAUGGGGUUCCCUGCGUUGGUCUCCCUAUCUCUAAGACAUAAUUUGCACACUUGGGUAGACAGGUACCAGGCAGAUCACAUCAGUCAAUGUAGUGGGCGAGGUGGCACCACUGGCUGUGGAAAGACUAAGGGGACCCAGGUUCCUUAGCUCUUACUGUUGUCAUGUGGUUCCACUAUUGCCAAAACAUCUGAUUUUUCCAGAGAAUCUGAAAAUCUAAUAAUUAAGUGUUAGCUAAUAAUUUGAAAAUUUUAUGAAUACUGUCUGGGAUAAAAAUAAGCUGUCUGUGGUGCAGAUGAUAUUUGUGGACAUUUACAUGUGGCCCCUGUUCCAAGGGAGAACAUGAAGGAUCAUGUAAAACAGGACGGCAGACAUGGCUCUCUAGCUCCUGUCAGUCCUAUUCGACACAUUAGAAAUGCAGGUUCUCAGGCCCUACCUGGACCUGCUGCAUCUGCAUUUAAUAAGAACCUUUGGUGACUCAUCUGCAUGUUCAAAUGUGAGCAGCCCUGUUCUAAAUGUAGUCUAAAUCAGUGCAGAGAAGGGUGGUGCAGGCAGAGGAUGCCUGCAGAAUACUGACAAGCAUGGCAAGUCUAGGGCAGGGCUGGAGAAGGCUUCGGCAAGAGGUGGCACAACCCUGUCUCCACUUGGCCCAAAAAGGCUUUGUUCGUGAAUUGGCUUUUGUACGGUUUCACUCACACCUACUAUGUAAUUUAUUUAAUAACUUCUAAGGUUUGGAAAGGGAUAAUAAAAAAAGAGGACAAGAUUUAAGAGUUGAAAUGCAAGUAAAAAUCUUUUAUGGUCAGUGGAGGCUUAGGUGGCAAAUAGGAUGUAAGAUGUAUGCUGGUGGGAGAGACAUCAUAAAAGUUUUAUGAGUAUGACCCCUGUGCUGAGAGACUGGCCCAACGAGCAGUUCCUGUCUCUCCUUACUUGACUGAUGUGCAUCUGGCAGCCUUGCAUUACUGCCACAGCAUCUGAAACAAGAUUAAAAUCUCCACCCAGUGCUAACCUUCACCAGGAAGAUGCUUCAUGUUAACCCGUGACAAGAGCUGGUCUGUGGAUUCAACCAACUAUAUAUCCAAUCAUAAAAAUACUUCUUUAGAAGAACUUCUUGUUAAAUUAAGAACCACCAAUGCUAUGCCAAUGUCUUUCUCUGCCUGUUCACACCAACAAGCAUUUAUAAUAAUAUUUAUAUAUUGUUAUAUAUAAUAAUUUAUACAGCACUGUGUAUUUUAUAUAUAUAAUAUAUAUAAUAUUUAUAUAUUAUAUAUAAAUAUUUAUACAGCACUGUGUGCCAGGCAGAGCACUGAGCCCCUAUAUAUAACAUUUCAUUUAGUCCUCACAGUGAUCCCAUGAGGAAGGCUUUAUUGUUGUUCUUAUGAACAGAUGAGAAGACUGAAGAACUUGCCCAAGGUUACUCAUUAAAUAAGUGGAAGAGCUGGGAUUUUAGCCCUAAUCGCCUGAUUCCAAUGUCCUUGCUCUGUUACCACAUGUGAUAGAUAUCUACUCACCGCCCCAUCUUUGAUGAAAGUAUGGCAUAGAUCAGCAAUUUUAUUUCUCGACAGGGAUAUUCUCCUGAGAAAAAGCUCUCCUCGCUCAAUCAUGAUCUUUUUACAUUUAGAGUAAUCCUAGGAAGAGAAGAGCAAAAUGAGGAAAGAAGAUCCAGGUAAAGCUGAGAAUAUCUGCAGUCAAUCAGAGAUGGCGGUCAAUGGCUUACCGAGUACUCCAGGGAGGUAAGGCUGAUGAAACGAAGGAAGAGCUCCCCACCAGAGGACACUGCCACAGAGGAGUCCACGCCACACAGGGUUUCUAUGGCGCUGGUGAGAUUUGCUCUCAGGCCCUGGAUUGUCUCCCCUGGAAUGAUCAAAGGAGAAAUUUGAUGUUCCCCAGAGUGUCACAGUCCCUUGCUAGUGUGUGAUUCAUCCAUAUAGUGAAUAUUUACUGGUUUCAUCUGUAUACCAGACACUGCUCUAGAUGACAGGGAUACAUCAGUGAAAAAGACAGGGCUCUGCUUCCUAGUGGAGGAUGCAAACAAUAAACAAGCAUAUAAAUGAAUUAUAGAAUGUAGUAGAGACAGAAAUGAAUAGAAGGAUGAACAAGGUGCCUACUGGAAAGAGAUGGCCUCUUGGAAUGGGGACCAUUUUAAACUGAGACCUGAAUAAUAAAGGAUACAGCCACAUAAAGACCCAGUGAAGAAAGUUCCAGGCAUAGACCAUAACAAUGCAAAGGCCCCAAUAUGGGAAUAAAAUUGGCAUGAAAAACAAUGAGAAGCUAGCAGGGCUAUAGCAUAGUUUAGGGGCAGACAAUAUGGAACAUAAUUAAGUAGAGGUGAAGAUGAGGUCUGACAGUACAGGGCAGCCUCAGAUUUGAAUGUUGUUGUAGGUAUGAUGCAAAGCCAGGGGAGGUCGUUGUAGAAACACAUCUGUAGGCCAGCCCUUCAGUUUACAAAAGGUGGCCGCAUCAUCAUUACUACCACCACUUUGUUAUACCAUACUCAGACACUUACAUUUAGAACGGUGAAUUAAUAGAUCACAAUGAAUGAUAUUUAAUAACAGAAUUUAUUCUGAAAUGUUCUCUGUAGCAUCUGCAGAGAACUCAGGGCAAAGCCGAAGCUCAAUAAACAUGUAUAAAGUUGAAUUACUGCUGUAAUUUAAGCAUGGUUAAUAUGAGAAAAAAUGGUCUUUUUUGAUUCAAAGCACAUUUCAUUUAUGGAAAGGAUCCUUUCUGAUGACAACUUGAGGGCUAGCUCCAGGUUAAAAGGCCUUAAAUAAAGAAGUUGGCUUAAGGCUAUAGACAAAUA
Messenger RNA from Ictidomys tridecemlineatus (thirteen-lined ground squirrel), 5146 nucleotides. It is a transcript of the gene Ddx55, whose product is annotated as DEAD-box helicase 55. The record is from RefSeq and is a predicted model, not a curated record. Gene Ontology annotation, molecular function: RNA helicase activity; nucleic acid binding; ATP binding. Lineage: Eukaryota; Metazoa; Chordata; Mammalia; Rodentia; Sciuridae.